AUGGCAGCACAGACAAACAAAGACGGUGCGGAGGCCAUAGAGAUGGAGAACCCUUCAAUGACCCGACCGGCAGUACUUGCGGACAAGCUCCAAGACGGUGAUGAAGCCCUUCAUAUCCUUCAGACCGAGUUCGUGGAGUAUUCUCCAGAGGAAGAAAGACGACUGAGGUGGAAGAUUGACCUUCGCCUGGUGACUGUAAUGUUGAUUGUCAACGGAAUUCAGUUUGUUGACAAGCUGACUAUCAGCUAUGCCGCAACAUACGGCAUGAUCACUGAAGCCCACCUGAAAGGACAGGAGUUCAGUCUCCUGAUUACUCUGUUUUACAUUGGUUAUCUUGUUGCCCAAUAUCCGACCAACUACCUCAUGCAGCGUUUUCCGACCGGAAAAUACUUGACUGUCAACUUCAUCCUCUGGGGAAUUACACUUGCCGCUACUGGAAGCUGCAAGAGCUUUGCAACACUCGCUCCUGCUCGGUUCUUUUUGGGAGUCUUUGAAUCCUGUCUCAACCCCGGCUUUGUUCUGAUCUCUUCGUCAUGGUGGAAGAGAGAAGAGCAGGCAGCUCGUAUCGGUCUUUGGUAUAGUGCCAACGGACUGGCAUCAGUCCCGGCCGGUGUUUUGUUCUGGGCUAUCGCACACAUCAAUGUUGAUAAUAUCUUCCCAUACCAAUGGAUGUUUAUCAUUUUCGGCGCCUUGACUGUUCUUGUUGGAGUCAGUCUGUGGUGGAUGCUUCCCGAUACUCCCCUCACAUGCCAGUGGCUCUCAGAUCGCGAGCGAGUUAUUGCCGUUCAACGUCUCAAGGAUAACCGCACUGGUGUCAAGAACACCCACCACAAGAAGGAUCAAGUUAUUGAGACCCUAUCCGACUACCGUGUGUGGAUGUUGUUGCUUGCCAUCUUCUGCCACAACAUGACCAACAGUCUGCAGACCAACUUUACUGGAAUCAUCAUCAAGGGCUUCGGCUACAACACUUACCAAGCCGUGCUGCUCCAGAUCCCCGUUGGUGUUGUCAUGGCAGCCACAAUGAUCCUCGUCGGCUUCUUCCUUUCAUCGAAAUGGGGCGAAGGCAAACAGAUCUUCACCAUCAUUGGCUGCUACAUCCCCGGAAUCAUUUCAUGUGGCAUCCUCUACGGAGUUCCAGUGAACUCAUCCACUUUAAGCUCUCAUCUUGCGGCUAUCUUCCUGAUCCCGAUGGUGGCAGCAGCAGGAGGAAUGAUGUACUCGAUUCUCGCGGCUAACAUUGCUGGAUAUACGAAGAAGACCGUGACUGGUACUCUGUUCUUCUCAGCUUACUGUGUGGCAAACAUUAUCUCGCCGCAAACUUUCCUCUCCAAGCAGGCACCAAAGUACACAACUGGUGUCUUUGUGACUCUUGCGGCUUUCAUCAUCAACAUCAUUCUCUUCUCGAUUUUGUACUUUGUCUAUUCGAGGGAAAAUGCCGCACGCAGACGCGAGAUGGAGGAAAGUGGAGAGAUCGACGAAGUGAGCGAUUUAGCCAAUGCGUUCUCGGAUUUGACAGAUCGUCAGAACCGUCGGUUGAUCUACAAGGUUUAA
Messenger RNA from Penicillium subrubescens, 1551 nucleotides. RefSeq lists its product as uncharacterized. Gene Ontology annotation, molecular function: dipeptide transmembrane transporter activity; allantoate transmembrane transporter activity. The record is from RefSeq and is a predicted model, not a curated record. The transcript is spliced from 5 exons. The coding region runs from base 1 to 1551 and encodes 516 amino acids. Lineage: Eukaryota; Fungi; Ascomycota; Eurotiomycetes; Eurotiales; Aspergillaceae. Gene Ontology annotation, biological process: tripeptide transport; transmembrane transport; allantoate transport. Gene Ontology annotation, cellular component: plasma membrane.